Messenger RNA from Pteropus alecto (black flying fox), 2243 nucleotides. It is a transcript of the gene TBX6, whose product is annotated as T-box 6. NCBI's taxonomy places the organism in Eukaryota, Metazoa, Chordata, Mammalia, Chiroptera, Pteropodidae. Gene Ontology annotation, biological process: positive regulation of DNA-templated transcription; regulation of transcription by RNA polymerase II; heart looping. The transcript is spliced from 8 exons. Gene Ontology annotation, molecular function: RNA polymerase II cis-regulatory region sequence-specific DNA binding; DNA-binding transcription factor activity, RNA polymerase II-specific. Bases 138 to 1448 code for a protein of 436 amino acids. Gene Ontology annotation, cellular component: nucleus. The record is from RefSeq and is a predicted model, not a curated record.
CCCAACUCCAGGGCCCCAAAGAGGGAGGGGCUGUGAUCCUGGGUCUGGAAGGGGCUGAGCUGUGAGCUAUAAAGGGGGCAUUUCUUAGCACCGAGGGACUCUAGGCAGUGUGACCUGAGGCCAGACAAGACUACUCCAUGUACCAUCCACAAGAGUUGUACCCCUCUCUGGGGACCAGCUACCGCCUUGGGCCCCCUCAGCCAGGGGCCGAUUCCAGCUUCCCGCCUGCCCUAGCAGAAGGGUACUGCUACCCCGAUCUGAACAGUCCCAAACUGGAUUGCUUCCUCUCCGGGAUUGAGGCUACUCCCCACACUCUGGCCGCUCCCCCACCUCUGCCCCCUCUUCCCCCAGCCCUGGGCACUGAGCCGGCCCCUGCAGCCGCAGAGGCCCUUCAUUCACUCCCUGGAGUCAGCCUGAGCCUGGAGAAUCGGGAACUGUGGAAAGAGUUCAAUUCCGUUGGAACAGAGAUGAUCAUCACCAAAGCUGGGAGGCGCAUGUUCCCUGCUUGCCGAGUAUCAGUCACCGGUCUGGAUCCCGAGGCCCGCUACCUGUUCCUUCUGGAUGUGGUGCCAGUGGACGGAGCUCGCUACCGCUGGCAGGGCCAGCGCUGGGAGCCCAGUGGCAAGGCAGAGCCCCGCCUGCCUGACCGAGUCUACAUUCACCCUGACUCUCCUGCCACUGGUGCUCACUGGAUGCGGCAGCCUGUGUCUUUCCAUCGUGUCAAGCUCACCAACAGCACACUGGACCCCCACGGCCACCUAAUCUUGCACUCCAUGCACAAGUAUCAGCCCCGAGUACACCUGGUGCAAGCCGCCCAGCUUUGCAGCCAACACUGGGGGGGUGUCGCCUCCUUCCGCUUUCCUGAGACCAUGUUCAUCUCCGUGACAGCCUACCAGAACCCACAGAUCACACAACUGAAGAUUGCAGCCAACCCCUUUGCCAAAGGUUUCCGGGAGAAUGGCAGAAACUGUAAGAGGGAGCGAGAUGCCCGUGUGAAGAGGAAACUGCGGGGCCCAGAGCCAGUAGCCACAGAAGCCUAUGGGAGUGGAGAUGCACCAGGUGGUCCCUGUGAUUCCACAUUGGGUGGGGACAUUCGUGAGUCAGAGCCAGAGCAGGCCCCAGAACCCCAGGAAGCUGCUCCUGCCCCAGCUCCUCCAUGUGGUGGCCCCAGUGCUGAGGCCUACCUUCUGCACCCUGCAGCUUUCCAUGGGGCCCCCAGUCACCUUCCAACAAGGAACCCCAGCUUCCCUGAGGCUCCAGACUCUGGACGCUCAGCCCCCUACUCAGCCGCAUUCCUGGACCUGCAUUCUGGCCCAGGAGGCUCAGGAUACCCAGCAGCGGUGCCUCCAGCACCCUUUGCCUCGCACUUCCUCCAAGGGGGCCCCUUCUCCCUGUCCUACCCUGGGCCUGGGGCCUGCCUGGAUGUGGGCUCUAAACCAAUGUUCUGAGCCAUUGUUGGACCCUCUGCUUCCCUGUCCUCCACCACAAAUUUCCACUUCCCUUCCCCCAGGCCUGUACCCCUUACUUCCACUGGCCCCAUCCCCCACACCAAAUGGCUGCGUUGGGCCUCCCCUACCCCACUUCACACUUUGAUUUCACUCCCACCCCGCUCUGGCUUCAAAGCUCAGGCUAAGCUGCUGGGAGUCCAGAUGGGGCCAGCUUCCCCUUCCCGCCUCGCCUCUCGAAUCUCACCUCUGUGUGAAUGGAGGGAGGCUCUACCUGGCCAAAUGGGGCCUCAGAACAGCACUGGCAACUCCUAGGCCUCAUCCUUGGGCUCAGCCAAUCAAACCCCUUACCCCAGUGAGAGCCACACCAGUUUGUUCUCAGGACCAGAGUAUUUUUGUUAAUAAAAUUCAAAAGACAUCAGUGCUCUGGAAACAUUGGGCUAAUGGUGUUUGAUCCUGGGAGGGGGCUGGAUGAGCAAAGGUUUUGUGGGGAGACCCUGGCCAAAUCUAGACUUGUCAUUUCUAUCUGCUUGACGCUGUGCAUGUAAACCCACCUGCUCUGGGCCUGUCUUCAGGAAAAUGGGGAAUCAAUGACCUGACAGGCAUUGUUUUGAGAAUUAAAUAGAGCCACUUCUAAGAACCCAGCCCUCCACUUAGCACUCAAAGCCCUCAAGAGCAGUCACUGUCAGUGAAUGGGGACCAGGACUCUGGGCAAGUUGACUGGCUUGAGCCUCAUCUUCCUGAAGAGAUUAGGCUUCUGGGGCAGUCAAAGCCCUGAUGUCCAUGCCAGGACCCAGG